Molecule: messenger RNA, 405 nt
Organism: Morchella importuna
Lineage: Eukaryota; Fungi; Ascomycota; Pezizomycetes; Pezizales; Morchellaceae
Exons: 1
Coding region: 1-405 (134 amino acids)
Source: RefSeq, a predicted model, not a curated record
AUGUGUACACAAGCAACAACUGGCAACGCCGACCACAUCGACGGCACCCCCACCUCGGGCCACAACCUGCAACACCUCCGGGACCAGCUCAAGACCACUGAAGACAAGCUACACGUCCUGGUGACGCCACGGAAGGAGUGUGAAAACUUUACCGACGCAGACUGGGAAGUCGUGAAGAUGAUUAGAGAUCUCAAUAUGGAGAUUAACCGCCUGAACUCGCAUAUCCGUGAGCUCGGGGUGGAGCAUCUAUGGCAGGUUGAGCAAGAUGAAAUUGCGCAGGGCGGGGUUGGGCUAGGGUACGCAAGUUAUGAGGAUACGGGGGUGCAGGAUGGUGAUAUGGAGGAGGGUGGGGUGUAUGUUGAUGCUGUAGAGGGUAUGGCCCGUAGAGUCAGAGAUAGGGUUUGA